Messenger RNA from Helianthus annuus (common sunflower), 849 nucleotides. RefSeq names its product NAC domain-containing protein 82-like. The record is from RefSeq and is a predicted model, not a curated record. The transcript has 2 exons. NCBI's taxonomy places the organism in Eukaryota, Viridiplantae, Streptophyta, Magnoliopsida, Asterales, Asteraceae. The coding region runs from base 1 to 849 and encodes 282 amino acids.
AUGGAGCAGAAUCAGAAAUUACAAAGAAAGGUUGAUACCCAAGGAGGGCGAUUGGAAGCUCAAGAGAAGCAGAUACAGGAACUUAUUAGGAGGACGGAUGACUUGAAGGCAGAAGCCCUAAGAGGGCGUGAGGUGCAGGGUCUGAUACUGAGAGACGCUCGAUUGGAUCAUGAAAGGCUUAACUCGCAGGCCCAUCUGAUAGGGGUCAUUCAGGAUACAUAUGUGCUUUGUAGGUUAUUUAAGAAAAGCGGCGCAGAGUAUGGUGCACCGUUCAAUGAAGAUGAGUGGGAUGAUGAUCUGGUCAGUAGCAUUGAUUCUCAAGCCGUUGUUGGUCUAGUUGGUGUUUCCAUCACAACAGAUCGUAAACAGACUGAACCAGGGUCAUCUAUUGUCACAAUUUCUGCAACGGAGCCUACAAGCACACUAAACUACAAGCAGGAAGGUUUAGCUACAACAAACAUUGCGGAACCAUGUACAUCUGGUGUCACACUUUCUGCAACCGAACCCACAAACAUUGCUGAACCAGGUACAUCUGGUGUCACACUUCCUAACGCUCAAAUUUUGAAGUCUUUAUCUGUGGAGUCCAUAACAGAGGACCCUGAGACUCCAAUUUUGAUGGAGUCCAUACCAGAGGUCCCUAUGUUUCCAAUUUUGAAGAUGAUACAUGUGUAUGCUAAUGAUCCCUGUUUCCUACCUCCAAGUUUUGGAAUCCUAGACUUGGAUUAUAUAAGUCUAAACCUAAUCCGUGAUCCAUAUCUUUUUCUAACCAUUGAAUCCUCGGAUUCUACUUCUACAACGGAUCCCGAUUUGGAAGACUUAAAUUAUCCAAUGAAACCUUCAGUGUUGUAA